ACCAGCCCAAAAACGAGCGCGCGGCCAUGUUGAAUUGUCAAUAUUCCGAAAGAAGAGACAAAAGAGUGAAAACUCGGUGGAUUUCUGGAAACAGCGAGUGUUUACCAAAACUCAAUUAAACUGCCGACGAAACCUCAAGACACGGCACAGCGGAGAAUACUUUGUGCGGAUGAGGCAAAGUGAAGGUAACCUGGAUUUUUUUUUUUGUUGAUCGGCAUUUCCCGAAGGCACUUUGCAGACCGUCAUCUCAACUUUUGCUGCAGAAGUGAAGGAAACCGGAACAAGAUACCCACAGACAUUUAAAGUGGACUAUCCAUGUAAAAAAAAAAAAAAAAAAAAAGCAAAAUUGCCAGAGUGACUUUUUUCUGAGCCAGUUUUGAGCCACAGCAAAGACUUUUUGUGGAUUUUUUUUUCUUUCUUUUUUUUUUUGAUGUCAAAGGAACAGAUCAUAAGAAUAGUUUGAGUCGUGACCAAGCAGAACUUAUUUUACUACUGGCCAUUUUGAAUGUGUAAGCAUAAUACUUGGACUUAUAAAUCCAAGAUACUCCAGGAACACAAAAAGAAAAUUCUGGAAUCGUCAUUACAGCAAGGAUAAGAGUACUCCUUCAAACAGUUUUGGAAGAAAAUAGUUUAUGUUUUGGUCACGUAUUGGAUUUAUUUAUUCAUAUGAAUGUUAAUUUCUCCCUUUUUUGGAGAGUUGUCUUGUAAAUAGACAGAAUUCAUACGCAGACCUCUUCUUUUCAAGAGGUUUGGACGUCAGAUUGUGUACAAAAUACAUUCUUUAAAAACACAGAAAGGAAAAAAGUUUUUAUUUUUUUACUCACUGGUGCAUUUAGCAAAACAUCAGUGAAAAGGAAGCAAAGAUAACAUACUGAGGAAAGUUGCCAGUUAAUGUGUUGAAACAAUGGCUACUGCAAGGACAGCAAACCCAGCACCAAUGAUGGGAUUGAACAAACCAGCAAAUGGGCAGCUCAGAGGACAGACGGGACUCCUUGCGUCUGCCCAACAGCCCAAUGCCCUCCAGAAAAGAACCAGCAUUCCUCAUAGCAGUGGGGGCAUCAAGUUUGGUGAUGACUGGAAGAAGUGCCUGGAGCUUCCUCCAAGAGACACAAGGAUGCGAACUUCGGAUGUGACAUCAACUAAGGGAAAUGAAUUUGAAGACUACUGCCUAAAGCGGGAACUGCUUAUGGGAAUCUUUGAAAUGGGAUGGGAGAAACCGUCCCCUGUCCAGGAGGAAAGCAUCCCCAUCGCUCUGUCAGGCAGAGAUAUUUUGGCUCGGGCCAAGAAUGGCACAGGAAAAAGUGGAGCCUACCUCAUCCCUCUCCUGGAGAGGAUAGACCUGAAGAAGGAUCACAUACAGGCCAUAGUUAUGGUGCCGACAAGAGAGUUGGCCCUGCAGAUGAGCCAGAUCAGCAUUCAGCUCAGCAAGCACCUCGGAGGUGUCAAGGUCAUGGCUACCACGGGCGGCACCAAUUUGAGGGAUGACAUCAUGCGUCUUGAUGAGACAGUGCAUGUAGUGAUUGCUACACCAGGCAGGAUUCUAGACCUUAUCAAGAAGGGUGUGGCAAAAAUGGAUAAGGCCCAAUUGAUUGUGAUGGAUGAGGCAGACAAACUGCUGUCCCAGGACUUUGUGGUUCUGAUAGAAGACAUAAUCAGCUUCAUGCCAAAGGAUCGUCAGAUUCUGCUUUACUCUGCCACAUUUCCCAUCAGUGUGCAAAAAUUCAUGAGCAAGCACCUGUCAAAGCCUUAUGAGAUCAACCUGAUGGAGGAACUGACCUUGAAGGGCAUCACUCAGUACUAUGCCUAUGUGACUGAAAGACAGAAGGUCCACUGUCUCAACACACUGUUUUCUAGGCUUCAGAUCAAUCAGUCCAUCAUCUUCUGUAACUCAACCCAGAGGGUUGAGCUUUUGGCCAAGAAAAUCACCCAACUGGGUUAUUCCUGCUUCUACAUUCAUGCAAAGAUGAUGCAGGAAUACAGGAACCGCGUGUUCCAUGACUUCAGGAAUGGAUUGUGCAGAAACCUGGUCUGCACAGACCUAUUCACUCGGGGAAUUGACAUCCAGGCAGUAAACGUGGUCAUCAACUUUGACUUCCCCAAAAAUGCAGAGACCUACCUGCACCGCAUUGGAAGAUCAGGGCGUUUCGGUCAUCUGGGUCUGGCUAUCAAUCUGAUAACUUCAGAAGAUCGCUACAACCUGAAGAAUAUUGAGGAUCAACUGGUCACUGACAUCAAGCCCAUCCCCAGUUGCAUUGAUAAGAGCCUGUAUGUGGCAGAGUUUCACUCUGUUGACCCAGAUGCAGAUGACGACGACGACCACGACGGCGGAGCCAAAAGCAAGGAACUUGGAGCAAUCUGAGUGAAUGGAGAAACACAGGGCCUGGCAUUCAUCACACAGUAUUGAUGAGGCAUGACACAAGAUUCCAAGUGAUGAUUUCUGUUUUCCAGUGCAACACCCAAAUGGUCUAAUUUAGAUUUCUUCUCAUUUCCAGUUUGAGUUUACAAUAAUCUUCAGUUCUGUCUGUGCAUAUGUUAGUAAACUGUUAUCUGCCCAUUGCAACUUCAAUCAGUUGAACUUUCUGCCACAAUGCCAGAGAUGGUCACUGUACAUGUGAUUUGGGCUAUUGCUUAAGUCUGUCAUUGAACUCAGCCACUCUCGACAAUAGAUGGAAAUUGUCGUCCUUUGUACUUUGCUGUUAGAAUGAAAAUGUGAAACCAAAGGUAGACUUAGAUAGAGCCCAGCUCACAUCCUUGCUGUGCAGAUGAACUACAGAUGGCAGUGUGCACAUCCUGCUGACAUGCCUUUUGGGCAGAGGACAGAAACCCUCCCUUUUCUUAACAAUCUACACUCAUUGGCUAUUUUAUUAGAUACACCUGAAUGAUGGCCUGAAUUCGUCAUGGCAGGGAUUAAAAGCCGCUGGAAACAUUCCUUUUUUAAAUGUUCAUUUAGUAUUAAAUGGCCAAAAGUGUGCCAAAAUGAUAUACUUAAAAUCAUUCACUACGCUACCACCAGCCUGAAAUGUUGGCUUCAUGUUGUUUACACCAAAUUCUGAGCCUGUCAUCUGAAUGGCCAGGCGCCAUCUAUCCAUUCAUCUGCUGUGUAUUGUAGGCCUGUCUCCUUUAGCGUCGGCUCUCGUUGUCCUCAUACCUCUGCUCUAAAGCAUAGUGAUUUGUUUUUGUCACCGUCCUGACAACUUGAACCAGUCCAGGCAUUCUCCUCAGACCUCUUUCAUUAACGAGGCACUUUUGCUGUCACAGUUGCCACUCAUUGGUUGUUGUUUUUUUGUGUUGCCUGUAAACCAGAUAGACUAGUGUGAAAGUCCCAGGACGUUGGCGCCAACAAUCAUUCCACAGUCAACUUUCUUCUCUAUCCAGAUGUUUGGUCAGAAUAGUUUUUGCAUUUAGUUGCUGAUUUAGACAUUGAGCAGAUGCACCUAAUAAUGUGGCCACUGAGUGUAUUUGCUUUUGUAGCAUUUUGCCAUCAUUCCACGUUGGUUAUAAAUAAAUGUUUGCCUCCUAACGGUUUUGCUGACAUUUAGGGGGUUGAAAUAAGGUGGAUUGUACACAUAUCCAUCCUUCAAAAGGGAUCCAAAGUUGAAGGGAUUGACAAAGGGUUACAAAAGUAAGAAUAGACAUGGCUUCAGAAACCAAAAUGACCACUUUGCUCUUUGCGAUGGUAAAAAAGAGGGCUGCUGUGGUGUUCCAGUAAAGCUCUUGAAACGGUACUGCUGAUGGUGAACUCGUUACUUUUUUAUAUUGAAGUGUUAAAGGCAAAAAUACGAAUUUAAAAAUGACAAUGUAAUGUCAGUGGCAUUGUAGUGCAUUUUGUCAAAGCACAGAUCCAAUAAUGACAAUGCCAGUAUUUAAUUGUGAAAUUACUUUGAUCCAUUUUUUUAAAGCCAUAACACCAGGCAGCAUUUUCUCAAGUCUUGAGGUUAUCAGUGAUCAACAAGACUGGAUGAGAUGGGCCUACGUUUACAUGUUGUCACUGGCCAACUUGUUCCGUCAUGUCAAUGCAGAUUCUGUGUCCCUCAUCCCUCUAAAGUGCCUUAGUCUAACGUCAAACCUCUUACUUUGCCCAGACUCUUGCCCCAUCUUUGUAUUCUAGGUAAAAUGGCACCCAAACAAUUCCUCGUUGGUUUCAGUUUUGAAAAAGCACAGUUGGACAAAAAGGAUUUGCAGUUUUUCCUUAUUUGUAAGAAAUUAAUUUGUUCUAUGACAAAUUGUAUAUAUGACUAGUUGUCAGAAUAUAUAUUACAUCCUUGUACUUCUUGACUUAAGCACAAUGUCACAGAAGAUUAUGUAUUUCAAAUUUAAAACAUUAAUACUGUGAAAUUUCCAGCUUCAUUUUUUCCCCCCCCUUAUUGACGUAGUUUGGUUCCCUAGUUUGUUCAGCCUCAGUACAGGCUUCAAUCGAUACAUAACCAUUUUCUCAGUGGGUCUGUAAUUUGAGACAAUUUUGUUCCAUCACUUGUAUUCUUGAGAAAUGAGUACCUUCAUGACCUGAUGACCAGAUGCUUUAACUAGAAAGACAGACAGGCAACAAUUUUCUGUUAAAUGUGUUAAUGCCAGUGCCCAAUAUGCAUUAAACUCCAACUGACUUGA
This is a messenger RNA of Anoplopoma fimbria (sablefish), 4605 nucleotides long. It is a transcript of the gene ddx61, whose product is annotated as DEAD (Asp-Glu-Ala-Asp) box helicase 61. Gene Ontology annotation, biological process: cytoplasmic stress granule assembly; P-body assembly. Gene Ontology annotation, cellular component: cytoplasmic stress granule; P-body. The coding region runs from base 905 to 2359 and encodes 484 amino acids. The transcript has 13 exons. The record is from RefSeq and is a predicted model, not a curated record. Lineage: Eukaryota; Metazoa; Chordata; Actinopteri; Perciformes; Anoplopomatidae. Gene Ontology annotation, molecular function: ATP binding; mRNA binding; RNA helicase activity.